CUAAGUUACACGGCCAUGAAUAAUACAAGACUCAUCAUAAUGUAGGUGUAUAGUAUAAGAGAUGAUAAAAAUCAUAGUUCUUAAAUCUAUAAGAGAUUUAAUACAUUGGUGCUGAAAUUAUAAUGGUUCUCAAGUCAAAUGCAGUAAAAUAUGCCAGUGUCCAAAUUUAAAAGACUAAAAAAACCUCUAUCUCAAAUAGUCAUUGAAUUCUAAAUACAUCUGAAAUAAAUAUCAAAGAAAUUUAACGUUAUAGGGAAUAUGUAACUACUGACAUUUAUUGACACAGCACUUAACUACCAUUGUUGAUAAUUUAAUGGUAACCGUAAUUAUAAAGCUGCUAAGCAUUACGGACACAAACAUACAAGGUCUACAAAAACUGCGGGGACGUAAUAUAUUGGCAGCAUUUAGUUGAAGGCUUAAAGCUACUGUGGAGUUAAAUCGAACUAGCUGCCAAUUGCAUUGAUAUUACUUAUGACAAGUACAUAAUUAGCUUGACACUUAAUACAUAAGUCACUUAAAUAUGUUGCGUUAUAAUAUCUAUGUAUUUAUAAGUGAGAGAUGAUUUUAUAUAAGUUUUCUAAGUUACACGGUCAUGAAUAAUACAAGACUCAUCAUAAUGUAGGUGUAUAGUAUAAGAGAUGAUAAAAAUCAUAGGUCUUAAAUCUAUAAGAGAUUUAAUACGUUGGUGCUGAAAUUAUAGUGGUUCUAAAGUCAAAUGCAUUGAAAUAUGGCAGUGUCUAAAUUUGAAAGACUAAAAAAACCUCUAUCUCAAACAAUCAUUGGAAUCAAAUACAUGCGCCAUAAAUAUCAACCGCUUCGUAGCUCUAUAGGGAACAAACAGCAACUGACGUUCAGUAGCACUGUAGAUAACUAGCUUUUAGGACAAUUCGAUGGCACCCAUUUCACUGUGAUUUUACAGUGAUUCCAAGUCCGCGAGGGAUACCAAUUUGUUAAAUUCGUCUAUUUUGUCUUUUGGAAUACAAGUGCAAAUAUCAUCCACAUAUCUCUUAAAAAACGGAAUAUCAAAGAACAAGAACGUUAAAAACUCAAGUAUCGUACUGAAGUAGCUAGAGCCUCAAGAUCGUGAAGAGAAGCCUGUAAUGACAGUGUAAUUCACAAUGUGAAGAGUCUAAUGCAUAAAGUAGUUAUGAAAGAGACAAAAGAACCAGGUUGCUCAUCAAGGAGCAUCUUAUUAUCUGAUACCUCUAAUGAUGAGAUUAAAUCAACCAAAACAGAUUCUUAACACAUUGUCAAGCUAAUUUGUCUUCGAAAUGGGAAACGGCAUGAAUAAGGUAUUACCAGGUCUAUAUGUAGGCAAUUAUCGAGACAGUAAAGAUGAAACACAAUUGAAACGAUUUGAAAUCACGCACAUCUUAGCAAUUCACGAUGCAGCUCGACGACUUCAUUCGGAUAAACACUAUCUCUGUAUUUUGGCGGCUGAUACACCUGAUCAAAAUCUCACGCAAUAUUUUUCUCUUUGCAACGACUUUAUUCACGCAGCUCGUCUUCGGGGUGGUAAUGUCCUUAUACAUUGCCUCGCAGGAAUGUCGAGAAGUGUUACAGUUGCGGUUGCUUACAUCAUGAGUACUACAAAUCUUUCGUGGAAAGAAGCACUUAAAGUAGUGAGAGUAGGUCGAGCUGUCGCAAAUCCUAAUGUUGGAUUUCAGCAACAACUACAAGACUUUGAAUCUACUCGUUUAGCCGAAGAGCGAAAAAGAUUGAGAGAACGAUUUCCAAGUCUCGCGUUAACAGCAUCCGAUGCUGAACUUUGUAGAGCAACUCUUCAAAACUAUGAAACUCUAGCAUUGGCAAGAGAAGUUUGUGAAGGAAAAUGUGCAAUGGGUAGACAGUGCCCUAGUGGAAUGUGUCGACAACCUUCUAAAAGAACAUUAAGGCGAAAAUCAUCAACUAGUAGUACUAGUAGUUCUGGUUCUGGAAGAACACCACCACAAACUCCUCGACUUUUACCAUCUGCACCACCUUCACCAGCGAUGGCACGAUCAGCAAGUAUUAUUUCAGCAAAUAUUAGACCUAGAAGUGGUCCUGCCGGCUUACAUUCGUAUACAGGUUCUGCGCCAUCAUCACGGUCUGUAUCGAGAGUCGAUUUAUCAUCAGCUGUUGCUUGUAGCAGUGGCAGUACUUUAAGUUUAACGACAGUAGGAAGAAACACACCAAUGGCUCCAACUAGAAGUGCUAAUUGGAAAGUAGUUGGAUCUGCACCAGCAACCCCUAGAACAACUCCUCCAAUUUCUCCACAACAUUGGCCUCGACGACAAACUCCUCAAUUACCAGCCCCACCGGAAUCUUCAUCAUCAGUGACGUAACGACAUGACAGCUUCGGAGAAAUAUUAAUUACAUAAUAAUAGACAUAUUGACUGGAAUUAUUUCGCAAUAAACUCCAUGUCUUUCAACUUUAGAUAGUUAAAAAAUAUUUUAACAUCAAACGCUAAAUUAUCUUUGAUAUUAAUUGAAUUUCAUUGGUGCAACUAUUUUUAUCAUUAUUAGGAUUGACUUUUAUGAAGGCCUGAAAGUUUAAAUGACAAUCUUUGUUCAGUUAAAAAAAGGUAAUUGUGUUCAUCGACUUCACUACUUUCAGCUAUUGCUGGUGCUGAGAAUUAAAUUAUUGAUCUUGAUUUUCGUUUAUUCCCGUGAGAAAAAAAUUCGUUACAAAAACGUUCCUUACAGUGAACUUCCAAAAUUGAGACAAUUCUGAACUUUGAGUUGACGAUUUUAUGAGUUCAUAAUAAGUUCUUAAAAAGUUCAUAAUUAGAUCUACUCACUCAUUUGUUGGAUGAUUUUUGAACGAGUACGAAAGAAAAAAAACUGACAAUCCCAAAAAGUUCUAAUAAAAGCCAAAAAAUGUUCGUAAAUAUUUUAAAAUUAUUUUUAUUUUUUUUUUGCCCCAUACUUGAAUAAUUCUUGUAAGUCGUAAAUGUUUAUAAUUUCUGAUUAAUUUCUUCUUUUUUUUAAUGUUCUUCAAGCCCAAAAAAUUGUCGAAUCCAAUUAUUUUUCU
Messenger RNA from Microplitis demolitor, 3013 nucleotides. Its product is annotated as dual specificity protein phosphatase 15. The coding region runs from base 1272 to 2324 and encodes 350 amino acids. Gene Ontology annotation, biological process: protein dephosphorylation. Gene Ontology annotation, cellular component: cytosol. The transcript is spliced from 9 exons. NCBI's taxonomy places the organism in Eukaryota, Metazoa, Arthropoda, Insecta, Hymenoptera, Braconidae. The record is from RefSeq and is a predicted model, not a curated record. Gene Ontology annotation, molecular function: protein tyrosine/serine/threonine phosphatase activity.